AUGUGCAGAUCCGAGUGCGCCUUCCUCCAAUCUAGCAAUCCAUGGGUCUCUCAUCGACGUUUCCUUGACAUCAGAGGCCUCGGGUCGCUUCUCUACAUCACAGGUCGACCAAUACUUCCUGGAGUGGUUCUGGAUCUGCAGCAGCUGCUUGAGACCACUAGCUCCAACCGGCGCGAGAAGAGGGAGCAGUACUUCGAUCCACAGCUAGAAGACCUCCUUCAGCGGGCUGCCAAGCAGAAUCUCUACAUCAAGGAACAUAGGGGGGAGCACACCAUGGAGAGUUGUCAGUUGCAGAACACCAUAGAGAGUUAUCAGUUGCAGAAGGAAUCAAAGUCUAACAAAGAGCUCGAGGUAUGGCACAACAAGGACAUCCAGAUCCUAGCCGGCAUCAGCAGCAGCGACAAGCUUGUCCAAGACAGGAGUGCACUCUCACAGAGUCAACAAGAAACUCAGUUUGGCGAGACAUGGGUCCAGGAUCCAUUGGUAGAAGAUCUCCUCAAUAGGCCACUCGGUUGCGAUGAAGUCCUGCUAAAUCCACCAUCCAAGCUGCAAUGUUUGGAUCCUGCAUCUUGUGUUGAAGAAGAUCCUCACCAAGCACCAAGCAGACUUUCAUACCAAGAUAAGGGGAAGUGGAAAGAAUCAAACCUGAACAGCAAGAGGCAUCCAAUCUACAUUACUACAUUCAGGGAAAGGAAGUGCAGCAGUGCUUACAGAAGCUAUGGUGAGCGACAAAGGGCUACUACUAGGAUAUCUCAGUUCUUCGGCGAGAGUUCACGUGCUGCUGCUAAAAAAGGCUUCCAAGGUCUAAUGACAGACACGUCCCACGGCCUGAUGCAUCCAAGGGUCGCUAGUAGGUGGGGAGCAGUCAACAACCAGACCAAUAUGACAUCCCAAAUCAUGGGGGACAAGGCAAAACUAAUCAUCGAAGAUAACAGCUACAACCUCAUGGAGAACUCUUUCACUACACUUGCCCAUGGACCAAGCAUUUAUUCUAGCGAUCCCAUGUUUUUUGAGUCGCUCAUCACUAGGACACCAAUAAUUAAUCCACAACCUCUCCUGAUGUCUCCGACUAGAUCUUCUGGAAAAAAGCUCCGGGCGAUGUUUGAUGCUGCAGCUAGUCAGGACAGGACCUUACUAUCGAACCAAUCAACGGAUAUAGAAGGGCUUGUGGCUGAUGUUGAUACACCACACCACUAUGAUGAGACCAUCUUGGAGAAGCCUAAGGAAAAUAACAACUCAGUUUCCCCAACAACCCUGGAAGUCAUUGACCCAGUGAACUCAGAAGAUGCAGGCGCUGAACCAUUGUGCCACACAGAUAAUGCAACAAAUGCUGAAUCACAGAUUGAUAGCACCAACUCCAACACUGCUUUAGAUCAAUUCCUCAUCAGCAUCACAACUCCACUACCACAGCCUUUACUGGCUUCACACCCCACACUGAAAGAACACCACACUCCACCUGAAGUUGAAACCCCACCAUGUCGUGCAAGUUCGCUACCUAACACCACCAGGGAUCAAACUCACAGCUUGCAUAGUGAGCAACGAAAAAGUAGUCGGCUAGCUGAUAAAGCCAAGGAAACACAAGGAAAAAGGUAUGUCCAAUUGGCACAAGAGGUUCUUGCAAAGAAAUUAGGCAAUCUGUCACCUCCCACAAAAAUCAGCGCGUCUGAUCUGUUCAACAGCUUUGCACAACAUCUUGAACAGCCCUUGACCAAGCAAAACAUGGAAGCAUUAACAGUUCUGGUUGAUCAUGGUAUACACCCAAAGAAGAAAAAGGGAAGAACCUCCAAGGUGACACCGAUAGUGCAUCUACCUGCAUGA
Molecule: messenger RNA, 1818 nt
Organism: Miscanthus lutarioriparius
Lineage: Eukaryota; Viridiplantae; Streptophyta; Magnoliopsida; Poales; Poaceae
Source: the annotation of a GenBank genome assembly